Solanum dulcamara is the source of this 1015-nucleotide messenger RNA. Its product is annotated as bidirectional sugar transporter SWEET5-like. Gene Ontology annotation, molecular function: sugar transmembrane transporter activity. NCBI's taxonomy places the organism in Eukaryota, Viridiplantae, Streptophyta, Magnoliopsida, Solanales, Solanaceae. The transcript has 5 exons. The record is from RefSeq and is a predicted model, not a curated record. Gene Ontology annotation, biological process: carbohydrate transport. Gene Ontology annotation, cellular component: membrane. Bases 144 to 860 code for a protein of 238 amino acids.
GCUGUCUAAAACAAAAAACAAAAAACAAAAACAGCCUCCAUCCUUGCAAAUUGCAAUUUUCAAUAAUCAAUAAUACUUGCCAUCUAAUAAAAUUUAGUUAAUUUCGUAUUUGCUAGCAUCAUAUAAAAUUAAACAAAUCAAAGAUGGCAGAUCCAGAAACAAUUAGGACAAUUGUAGGGAUUAUCGGAAAUGUCAUAUCAUUCUUCCUCUUCCUAUCCCCAGGGCCAACAUUUGUUAAAAUUUUAAAAGCAAAGUCGGUGAUGGAAUUCAAACCAGACCCUUAUAUAGCAACAGUUCUGAAUUGUGCAGUGUGGGUGUUCUAUGGCAUGCCAUUUGUUCAUCCUGACAGUCUUCUUGUCAUCACCAUUAACGGAUUUGGUCUCGCUAUUGAGUUGCUUUAUGUCUCCAUCUUCUUCAUCUACUCCGAUUGGGCUAAGCGUCGCAAGAUCAUAAUUGCUUUGAUAAUUGAAGCAAUCUUCAUGGCAAUACUCAUCUUCAUUACACUAACAUUCCUUCAUGGCACCAAGGAUAGAUCCAUGCUUAUAGGAAUUGUGGCUAUAGUCUUCAAUGUCAUCAUGUACACAUCACCAUUGACGGUCAUGAAGAAAGUGAUCACCACCAAGAGUGUAAAAUACAUGCCAUUUUACUUGUCACUAGCAAACUUUGCUAAUGGCAUUGUUUGGGCAAUCUAUGCACUCCUCAAGUUUGAUCCUUAUAUCCUGAUCCCCAAUGGAUUGGGAUCACUGUCUGGAUUAGUACAGCUGAUCCUCUUUGCAACAUUUUACCGCACUACAAAUUGGGACGAAGAUGAAAAAGAAGUUGAACUAAGUAUUUCCAAAUCCACCAAGUCAGAUGUAUGAUAAACAAAAUUGCAGAGAAAAAACUCCCAGACUGUUUUUUAUGUGUGGUGUGAUAAAAAGAGAGAAAGAAAAGGUCUACCAUUGUAAUAGUAUAUUCUGAUGUAUUUUCCCUACGUUAUAUAUACUUAACUUUGUUUGAAUUGCCUUGCAAGCGC